Rubroshorea leprosula is the source of this 5917-nucleotide messenger RNA. The record is from the annotation of a GenBank genome assembly. Lineage: Eukaryota; Viridiplantae; Streptophyta; Magnoliopsida; Malvales; Dipterocarpaceae.
UCCACUUCACCUCUUCCCCUCCCCGCAACUUCAAUGGCAGACCACUUCACGAAUAAAUUCCACAGCCAGAGCCAACCUUCUGCCUCCAAACCCGCCAAGCAUGCAGCAGCUCCGUCCACCACCUCAUCUCCGCGACGUUUUCCUUGCCUCUACUGUCCCCGAGCGUCUUGCCAACCUAAGUGAUGAACCUGUCAGGAAAAAGAUAGAGAUAUUCUCUUUUAAGGCACUGUUAGGGCAGCGACUAGGGAAGAGGCUGUUUAUGCAACCUAAAAAAAGAUGGAGAGCACUCGGAUUGUGGCAAGGAGAGCGGCAGCAAGGAAAGACAAUGGCUACAGACAGCGGCAAGGUUACAGGAAUGGGUAUGCAGGGGGUUACAGUCAGCGCCAAGGAGACAGGAAUGUUUCUGCAGGUGGAUACAGACAGUGGCAAAGAGGCAGGAAUGGUGUUGUAGGUUAUACCGCACAGUUCUUCGGAGGGGCAACGACAUUCUUCUUUUAUAACUUCCCAGAGGAAUUGGAGGCAAAGUUUCUAUGGAACAGAUUUCAGUUGUACGGCAAGGUAGUUGAUGUGUAUCUUCCGACCAAACGAGAUAAGAGGGGGAAGAGGUUUGGUUUCGUACGGUUAACAGGGGUCAAGGAUGUGAUUCAAAUGGAGAGGAGGCUGAAUGAGAUAUGGAUUGGCUCCUACAAGAUGAGAGUAAAGAUUGCAUAUGACAGACAGAGGAAAGAUUCAAAGCCCAGAAAGGUUCAAGGCGUGUUUAAAGCUAACGGAUCAACAAGCAGCAUGUAUAGAUUGGUCCAACCAGGGCAUUCAUAUGCACAAGCAGUGAAGGGCCAAGAAAAAAGGGCGGAUAACGUAACAAAACAGCUUCAGGAAAAGGUGAACGAAGCAGUCUCGGACAAGGAAGGGGGCAAAAUAGAGUUACAGGAGAAAUCGGUAGUAGGGAAAACAGAGGAGAUUAUUGAAUACACCCCAACGGGUGAUGAACUACAAUGGCUUGAGGGUGGCAUGGUGGCAGUGGUGAGGUCAAUGGCGUUGGUGUCUGAGAUUCAAGAGCAGAUGGACGCUGAUGGAGGUUCAAUCUCAGUAUUACCAAUGGGGGGAAGACGGGUGCUUCUAAUUGAAAAAGUUGCAGGGUUUUUAUCUGACUAUAUGAAGAAUAAACAGGAGCUGUUUGGACUGUGGUUCGAGUCUAUAAAACCAUGGGAGAUGGACCCAGAGGAGAAUAGCCGAAUGAUGUGGUUGCGCAUAACCGGAGUGCCAUUAAACGCAUGGGAUGAAAGGUGUUUUCAGAUGAUUGGGGAGACAAUCGGAGAAGUUUUGAUGGUUCAUGAGGAUACAAAGAAGAAAUCAAUCUUAUGGGAUGGGAGAGUAUUGAUAUUAGGCUCGGAAUCUUGUAAAGUCUCAAAACAAGUUAAGCUCAAGGUGGGAGAGCAGGUGUUCGAUAUAGAGAUAGUUGAAGAAGAGUGGCGCUCUGACCCGGAUUGGUGGCUAUCGGAGAAUGACCGGAGAAGUGAACUGGAAACGGAGUCCGGUUACUCAAACUCGUGGUGUCAGAAUGAGGAUCCUGAACUGGAUAUGGAUGUGAUGGGCGACGGCGAGGAUACAUGUAACGGGUCAGUGCAUUUAAUGAAGGAGUUGGUUUCAAUUUCAAAUCCGAAGGGGGCAACGGAAACGGAGAGCUGUAAUCAAAGGGUGCAAGAGACAGUAUUGGAAGGGGAUGCAAGCUUUGGGCUGUCCAAGGUAAUUGGGCUACAAAAAUUGAGUAUUGAUGGGCCAGUAGAUAGCAGUGGGCCGAAUAUCGGGAUGGGCAGGGGACAGAUCAGGCAAACGAAUACAGAGGAGCCCAGUUUAAAUGCUCAAAACCAAAUGGAUCCACCGACUAUGCAGAAACCGGAAAACUCAAAAAACGUGAGCAAAAAACAGAGGCUGCUUAGAGAAUGCUAUCCGGAGAGCAUGGAGGAGAUCUGGGACACAGUUGCGUCAAGAGAAACGCCCAGAACAAGGCAGCGACAUGCACGGAGGGAAGGAAAUCGUCAAGCUGGGGACGAAAAGGUAGGCAACGCUGUCUCUGUUUCAAUCUCAGAUGGGUGUAUAGAAAAUAGAAAUAGGGUGCUGCAGAAGGAGUUGAAUAUGCUUGAGGUGAGCCGGAUGAUGGGGGUGGGGAAGAGGUUGGGUCUUAAUUUGGAGAAUUUUGAGGAGGAGAUUCAAUCUAAAUUACUGGAGGUAGUAGAUCGGGAAGGGGCAGGGAGGAGGGACGCGUCGGGGUUGGGCUUGGGGGGGACACUGAAAAAGAAGGAAGUGAGGAGGAUGGUUUCAGACGAGAAGCCCGAUUUUAUGUUCUUGCAGGAAACAAAGCUAGAACAGGUGGAUGUUGGUAUUUGUAGACAGUUGUGGAAUUCAGAUGAGUUUGAUUGGGUUGCGAAGGGCUCUUCUGGAGCUUCAGGGGGCUUACUAUGUAUAUGGGACAGGCGGUAUUUUGUUAAGAGGGAAGAAUUCUCUGGAGAUGGGUUCGUGGGAAUAGUAGGGGAAUGGGGUGUGAAUAAACAGCUGUAUUUUUUAGUAAACGUGUAUGGUCCAAAGGAGAGACAGAAGAAAGCUAUUUUGUGGGAGGAGCUGAGGAGUAGGGUGACAGAUAAGGAGGGAUGUUGGUUAAUAGCAGGGGAUUUUAAUGCAGUGAGAGGUCCUGAGGAGAGAAGAGGAAGAACAGGGGAGUGCCCGGACAUGAAGGAUUUCGACGAGUUUAUUGUGACAACUGAUUUGGUGGAUGUCAGACUGUCGAAUAGAAGGUAUACAUGGUAUAAGCCAGAUGGUACAGCAAGGAGCAGACUGGACAGAUUUUUAUUGAGCACUGAGAUGAGCAAUAUGGAAGGGGAGUGGAUACAGCAAGGAUUGUCAAGGAAUAUAUCUGAUCAUUGCGCUAUUGUGUUGAAGUCCAGAACAACAGAUUGGGGACCAAAACCUUUCCGGGUUUUGGACGCAUGGCAACAACAUCCAGAUUUUAAGAAGCUUGUAGAAGAUAAAUGGAGUGAGAUGGAGGUCAAGGGCUUUGCUGGGUUUAAAUGCCAGCAAAAGCUGAAAUUACUCAAAGGAAUCUUAAAAGGCUGGAACAAGGAAAUCUUCGGGAACAUUGAAGCUCAAUAUGAGCAAGCAGUAAAAAAGAUUGAGCAGGUGGAUAUGCAGAAUGAGAUAGCUGAUCUGGAAAAUGCUGAGAUUGUGAAGAGACAAGAAGGUUUUUCUGAAGUGUGGGAUAUUUUGAGAAAGAAGGAGCUUAUCUGGAAGCAGAAAUCAAGAAGUAAAUGGGUGAGUGAGGGAGAUGCAAACACCCGUUUUUUUCAUAGAGUCGCAAAAGGAAGAAGGGCACAGAAUAACAUUGCGGGUUUAAUGUGUGAAGGGGCAUGGAUUGAAGAUCCAGACUUAGUCAAAAAUGAGGUCUACAGAUAUUUUAGAAGCUUGUUUCAAGGAGAGUCAUGGAAUAGACCCAAACCCGGGAAUAUUAGAUUCCAGCAGAUCUCUGAGGAGAAGAAGGAUUGGCUAGAAAGACCUUUUUCAGCUGAAGAAAUCGAGGAAGCGUUAAGGAGCUGUGAUGGUUCGAAGGCACCGGGACCUGACGGGUACAAUUUCAACUUCCUUAAAUUUGCGUGGCACAGCAUAAAGGAGGAUUUCAUCAACUUUUUUUCCGAAUUCCAUAGUAAUGGAAAAUUGGUGAGGGGUCUAAAUUCUUCUUUCAUAGCCUUGAUUCCUAAGAAGUUGAAUGUUGGGGGAUUAAAGGAUUAUAGACCCAUUAGCUUGUUAGGAUGUGUCUAUAAAUUAUUAGCGAAGGUGCUGGCAAAUAGAUUGAAAUUUGUGGUAGCUGAAAUAGUGAGUAAAACGCAAUCUGCCUUUGUGGGGGGCCGUCAGUUGGUGGAUAGUGUAUUGGUGCUAAAUGAAGUUGUGGAGGAAAUUAAGAGGAAGAAACAACCAGCUUUUGUGUUCAAAGCAGAUUUCGAAAAGGCAUACGAUUGCGUAGAUUGGUCCUUUUUGGAUUGGAUGAUGGAGAGUUUUGGCUUUGGAUCAAAGUGGAGAGGUUGGAUUAGGGAAUGUCUUUCAACGGCGAGAAUCUCGAUCCUGGUAAAUGGAAGCCCGACAAAGGAAUUUGAGAUGGGUAAAGGUUUGAGACAAGGUGAUCCUUUGUCUCCUUUUCUCUUUUUGAUGAUUGCAGAGGGGUUACAAGGGCUGGUAAAGAGAGCAGUAAAGGAGGAAAUGUUGCACGGGAUUGAGAUUGGAAAGAAAGAAUUGUCAGUGUCGCUGCUUCAGUUCGCGGAUGAUACAAUUAUAAUGGGCAGAGCGGAUGCUGAGAAUAUUCGUAUGGUGAAGGACAUCCUAAUAUGGUUUGAGCUGAUGUCGGGGUUGAGAAUUAAUUUUAGCAAGAGCAGUGUUUUCGGUUACAAUGUGUCUGAAAAAUGGCUUAAAGGUGCAGCGAGGGCCAAUAAGAAAAUUUCAUGGGUUAAAUGGGAAGAUGUAUGUCGUGAUAAAGCCAAAGGAGGUCUUGGGGUGCCAGAUUUACAGAGAAAAAAUUGGGCAUUGAUAGGAAAGUGGUGGUAUAGGUUAGGUGAUGGGGUCGAGAGCUUAUGGAAAAGGGUGGUGAGGGAGAAAUAUUAUGGAGGUAAGGAAGAGGUCGAUAUUACUGCUAUUGAGUGUCUUAGGGUGUCAAAGCUUUGGAGGGACAUCAUAAGGAUAGGGGGUUUGUCUCUCAAACUUAGGAACAUGUUAGUUGAGGGCUUCAAGUGGGAGGUGGGAGAAGGUAAUAGAGUGGAGUUCUGGUCUAAUAGGUGGGUUGGAGAUAAAAGCCUUAGGGAUCUUUUUCCAAGGUUAUUUGCACUAUCUAUAAAGAAGGAAGGCAAGGUUUCUGAAAUGGGGACUUGGGAGGAGGGUAGAUGGGUUUGGCGGGUGGAGUGGAGGAGGGGUACAAUAGGGCGAGAGAAAGAUGAGGAAGAAUUGUUGGAGAAGAUGCUGGAGGGUGUCAAUCUAAAGGAGGGGGCUGGGGACGUUUGGAAGUGGGUCCAUGUGAUGGAUGGUAAAUAUGAGGUGAGGCUAGCGUAUGAUUUUUUAGCUUCUACGGAGAGGAUUUUGGAGGACCAGAUGUGCAAACUAAUAGGGUGCAGGUUGGUGCCAUCCAAAGUGGCUUUUUUUGGGUGGCGACUGUGUUUAGAUAGACUCCCAACAAAGAUUAAUUUGCAAAAACGAGGGAUAUUGUUGCAGGAAGGGGUUUUAUGCGAAUGUUGUAAUGGGAACGUGGAGGAAGUUAAUCAUUUAUUUUGUGUAUGUGAAAGUGCGUGGUUAGCUUGGUCUCAAGUGUUGAGUUGGUGGGGCUUAGAGUCUGUUCUGCCUAACUCAGUUGCGGGAGUGGCAGAAUUUUUCAUUGGAGGUUUGGGCAGAAUAGUUGGGAAGGAGAUGGGCUCAUGUAUUUUCCUAGUGGUUGUUUGGUAUUUAUGGUACAGAAGGAAUGUUCAAGUGUUUCGUAAAGAUGAAGGUAUUCCAGAAAACCUGCUGGAUAGGAUGCAAGUUAAAACCUUUGUAUGGAUUAAAACCAAAGUCAAUGGCUGUGUUUUUUCCUUUCAUGAAUGGAAAUCCUGUCCUAUGGAGUGUGCUAUGUCUAUCAAAAAUUAUAAAAGGAUCAGGAAGCAGUUCUAUAAAGCGGUAGCGGCUUCUAAUUGAUGGAUAGGCGGAGCAGUUUUAUCUUUAAUUGCCUUGUUUUGGGCAUCUGAUGUUUUUUGGUUCAGGUGGGUUUUGUUUGGUUAUCUUAUAUGGUCUUUAGGAGAGUAGCUCUCCUCUGUUCUGGUUUCCAAAUCUUUGUAUAAGGGCAGGAGCACCCCUUGUGCUUCAUUAAUUUAAUUUUUUCUUUGGCUGAUCAAAAAAAAAAAGUGAUGAACCUGUC